UGGAGUUCUCCUUUCUUGUCGAGCCACCAGGCUUUUCUGCUCAAAUCAGAGCUCAAAAUGGCUUCCAAUCUUCCGAAAAUCCAUCUCCAAACCCUUAAAACUGCAAAGCCAUCAAUUUCAUUUCCACUCUCCAAAACCCACUUCUCACAUCUCCCAUUCUAUUCAAACCAACGCCGCCUCCACCAACACCACUCCCAUUCCCAUGUCUCAUUCUAUCCUCCAAUUCUGCCCUACAAACCCAUAUCCAUCCAGUCCUCCAUAUCCUCUUCCACCCCACCCACCUCCAAAGAAGAAGCCGUACUCCAGGCCAAAACCUGCCUUUCAUCCACCUUAGAAAAGCCCCUCAACAACCCAAAGCUCGUCGGAAAACUCAAGAAACUAAAGCAGCCCAGGUUCCGAGUUGAAAUUCCGGUCAUCGACGACUCACCUGCAUCGCUGUCCCAGCUCGCGUCCGAUGUCUUCCAAGACUUACCCAUUAAGAGAAAAGGCUCUCCUGUCAAGGUGCUAUUCCUAUGGCCUAACCUUACCUCAAGAGAAGCUGCUAUGGAAGCCUGGUCGUCUACCCAUAUUGAGCAUAUGGACAUUUCUUCGGUGGUUACCAAUGGUGACACCAGAAUUUUGAACUCCGCUGAGGUGGCAAUCUUUUUGGCGCCAGAGACUUCACAGUUGACAGUCAUAAAAGCCGUUACUGACAGUUUGUAUCCAAAGCCUGUGGUGAUUUUCAACCCCAAAUGGACGUUUGAGGAGGAGAGCGAUUUUGGUGAACUGGGUGGCUUCGUGGGAUCGUUUGAAGUGAUUUAUUCGUUCAUGGGGUUGGAGGUUAGAGGGGUUUUGAGCAGGAGGAAGGGAGUGAUUUUCAAGUGUGUAAGAGAUGGGGUUGUGAGCGGUGAGAGAUGGGCUGUUCUUGUUGAAGAAGAAGGAGGAGGAUUGAAAGUGAUCUCCAGGUUCAAGACGCGGCCAUCGAUCGCCGAAGUUGAGAAUGUGCUGUAUAAUUUGAUGGCAGUCAAUUCACCUAUUACGAAGUCUGCCAAGUUCUUGAGGGAUUUCGUGUCAAAUAUGACCGGAAAAAAAGUAAGUUAAACUACUGAGAUUUGAUUAUGAUUUAUGAAUGGAGACCCUUGAGAAGCUGUUUGCUGAAUUGCCUGAAUGGAUGCAGUUGUACUCCGGAUGUGUUUUUAAGUAUGUGCUAUAUCGAAUCCUCUCCUUGUUAUCUGACAAAACUUGGAUUGGCUUUUUGAGAAUAGAGUUGUGGGAUCAUAUUUUUUAGUAAUCAGUGUCUUUUGCCUC
This is a messenger RNA of Alnus glutinosa, 1287 nucleotides long. RefSeq lists its product as uncharacterized. Gene Ontology annotation, cellular component: chloroplast. The coding region runs from base 58 to 1080 and encodes 340 amino acids. The transcript has a single exon. The record is from RefSeq and is a predicted model, not a curated record. Lineage: Eukaryota; Viridiplantae; Streptophyta; Magnoliopsida; Fagales; Betulaceae.